Molecule: messenger RNA, 1259 nt
Organism: Anopheles funestus (African malaria mosquito)
Lineage: Eukaryota; Metazoa; Arthropoda; Insecta; Diptera; Culicidae
Exons: 3
Coding region: 607-1113 (168 amino acids)
Source: RefSeq, a predicted model, not a curated record
CGGUGAUUGUAUGCGUGUGCGUGCACGGCCAUGCACAUGUUUUGCCUGUUCUGACGUCUGUGACGCGCGAUACCCCAAAUUCCACACCGGUGCGCCACGGGCGGGUGCCACUUGUUGGGAAUGUCGGGAAGAUUUUCAGUGUGCAUACGGCCGAGGUACUCGCACCCAGGUCGUGUGGCGUUUUGUCGUCAUCACAUCCACACAGUGCGUCGGGUCCUCGAAAACGACGGUACUAGUAUUGGUGGUUGCUUCGUACACUGAUCCGGAUUAUCGCGCGCGCUCACAGCACACCCGAGGGCCGUUAUGUUGACCAUGCCGUUUGCCAGUAGGCAGCGAGAGCUUGACCGUCUCAAACGAGUUUCCCGAGUCUCGACUUAGUGUGCGUGCGUGUGUGCUUGAUCGUGAUCGGGUAUAUCGGGUCCCUGCCGCAUCAUCCCACUGCAAUCGACUCCCUUCACUAGUCGUGCCACAGUCGCUCGCCAGUUCCCAGCCAGAGAACAAUCGAUUCCCUGGAGUGGGUCUACUUAUACGUGCGUAGAAGUAAGAUUGUACGGUGUUUAGACAUCUCGCAGACGAAGAGUCCCAAAGUCAUCGACAAAAAGUACCAUGGAACGACCCCUAAGACGCUACGUCAAGUCCCACGGGUAUGCAAUCGCCAUAUCUGCCCUGUUUUUCGGAUGCAUCUAUGUCGCCAGUAUUCUCAACAAAGAUCAGCUGAGUCGUACCGCAAGCGAAUACGCUUUCUUUCGCUCACGACCACUCGAACAGUUGAUCUUUUCGAUCGCAUGGAUCAUCGCGGGGUUGAUCUUCCUGCUGGGGUUGAUCUGCGAACGUAAGGAAACGAUCUUUCCGUUCUCCACCAUCUUUCUGGUCGAGUGGAGCCUCAUUCUGGUGCAGCUGGUCAGCAAGUUGGAGCAUCGUCAUCUGCUCGAGGUGUUACUAUCGGCCGAAGCAGCUGUGUUUCUACUGGUGCCGAUGUACGUGGGAUACACACUGGUCAUACUUUAUCGUGCGUUUGACAGCCAGUGCAAAGAUGAGGAAGAUAUUGAACAGCAGGCACGACGUCCGGUGAAGUUCUUUUUCGGUGAAGACCCCGACGAUACCUACAGCUAAAGAAGGAUGUCCAACCAAGUGAUUAGUUUUAAGGUUAAUUCUAAAAAGUAGAUCUACUUUAAUUUAUGAAUAGCGAAAGUGUGAUGUGUGAGGCAAGAAACAAAACAAGAAAUACUAAAAUUGUCCUGGUGAAAUACGACCUUUUU